Molecule: messenger RNA, 686 nt
Organism: Aspergillus japonicus CBS 114.51
Lineage: Eukaryota; Fungi; Ascomycota; Eurotiomycetes; Eurotiales; Aspergillaceae
Exons: 4
Coding region: 95-397 (100 amino acids)
Source: RefSeq, a predicted model, not a curated record
GCCAUCAUCUGCAUAAGCACGAAGACUGGUUUUGAUCUGAUCUUCCAAGUUGAAUUCGCAUAAGUCCAGGGCCCCCAGAACCAUCGAUUACAAUAUGGCCAUCUACCACAUCGUCCUCUUCCGCCUCAAACCCGGCGUCAGCAAGGCCCGAGUCGACCAUUGGUCCAGCCUAGCCAAAGGCAUGGUCGGCCAGAUCCCUGGUCUCCGGGAACUCCAGGCCGGCGGCCCCCUCGCAGCCACCGCCGCCAGAGCCAAGGGCUUCGAUAUGGGAAUCGUGGCUAUCCUGGAGAAGCCAGAUGAUGUACAGACUUAUGCUGCGCAUCCCGCGCAUCUGGAGGUGCAGAAGUUGAGAGAGGAACUGUGCGACGAUGCGUUGGCUUACGACUUGGAGUUUUGAGGCGGAAGUAAAUAGACAGGGGCUCUGCCUGGGCAGGAGGAGAAGGAUGGGGGCUAGGAGCAAGCUACAAGAUGUACAUACUGUCAGGCAUUGAGAUUUUGAAUACACGCGACUAUCUUACACUGCAUCUGAACAUCUGCCAUGCUCCAACUUUCCCGGAUUUCACACUGCAAUCCCGGUUUAUCCCGGGAUAUUACCAGCUUCGCAGUAACUAUUCAAUUUCUCCAAAAAAAAAAAAAAAAAAAAAAAAAAAAGAUGCAAGUUCAAUGACAAGCCUUGCCGUACUUCC